Messenger RNA from Zea mays, 1406 nucleotides. Its product is annotated as no apical meristem protein. Bases 107 to 1177 code for a protein of 356 amino acids. NCBI's taxonomy places the organism in Eukaryota, Viridiplantae, Streptophyta, Magnoliopsida, Poales, Poaceae. Gene Ontology annotation, molecular function: DNA binding. Gene Ontology annotation, biological process: regulation of DNA-templated transcription. The transcript has a single exon. The record is from RefSeq and is marked validated.
CCGUGCCCAAUGCCUCAGGUUCCUAUUCCAUCUCGAAUUCGGAGUCUUCUCUCGUCCCUGUCCCCCUCCAGCACCGCCGCCGCCGCCACCGCGCCGCAACCUCGCCAUGGCACGCCCUCCGUCGGCGGCCCUCAAGCCGCCGUAUCCGGCCUUCCAAUCCCAUCCCAGCGAUCUCGAGCUCGUCAACUUCUAUCUCCGUCCCUGGGUCGAGACCGGCGUCAAGACCGGCGCGUUCAUCCACGACGCAGACGUGUACGCCGCUGACCCCAACUACCUCACCCGUCAGUUCGCGCCGGCGGUGGCCCAGGACGGCGAGCGGGCGUGGUACUUCUACACCCCGCUGCGCCACAAGAGCGUCCACGGGACGCGGAAGACGCGCACCGUGGCCACCGGCGGCGGGUGCUGGCACAACGAGGCGAAAGCUAGGCCCGUGUACAUGGUCUCCAACGGGAUGCACCAGAUUGCGCAUCGCCAGAGCUUCUCCUUCGUCGAGAAGGAUGGCGGCGUGCGGGUCCGCACGGGUUGGCUCAUGAUGGAGCUCCGCCUCGUCGAGGACGGCGCCGCCGGGCAGAAACCGGAGGAGGACGGCGCCCUCGGGAGUCGCGUCCUGUGCAAGGUGUACCGCAGCCCGCGCAACCCCGAGCCAAGCGGCAUCGAAGCCGCGACGGCGCCCGGGCAGAAGGCGGAGGCAGACGACGAUGAAUCUUGCGACGACGAAUCUAGCGACGCGACGUUGGACGACGAUGACAGCUCCAACGCGUCACUAGCGGCGGCAUCGGGACCCAAGAGGGAAUCCGACGAGGUGGAAUCCAGCGACGCGACGGUGGCGGCACCUAGUCGCCAUAGCGCGCCGAACGACGAGAUCUCCGGCGGGUCCGCGGUGGCGCCCGGACGCAAGGAAAAGACGGAGAUCGGGGAGGUCUCCACCGAGACGUCCGCGGCGGUGCGCAAGAGGAGAAAGGCCGACGGCAGCAGCUCCCCUAGCACUCCGGUUUCUACGACGGAUAUGCACUGCCCUCAGUGCGGCACCCAUCUCAUGCUAACACUGAACAUGGCGGAGUCCAAAUCGGAGGCGGGGCUCGCGAAGGACGAGUCGGCCACCGCCGCGCCUGAUCAAGGCGGGACGGGUGAGUCUUCACAGAAGAAUGUUCGGGUUCGGUUCCAUCAGUUCCUGUGAGAUCCAGGGUUCCUUCCUGCCCAGACAAAUCCUGGGAAACAGAGCCAUAGUUUCUUGUCUGUUAUUUGGAAGAACGAAAUAAGAAGAUUUUAGAUUAAGAAUUCGUUAGAAGUAACCGUGUCUAUUGCUGCAACGGUGAUGUAAUCGUGAAACCAAGACAUAAGGCGUACGAAUUUACACAGGCAUGCAAAUACAGGGAUGGAUAUGAAACUACAUUUUUGAAACUAUA